CUUAGCUCAGUUUACAAUAAAAAGAUUCUGUAUACUGCAUGCCUAAUAGGCCUAAUGUAACUUGAUAAGUCAAAUGAAAGUCAUAUUAAAAGAUAGGACUUAGCAAUAGAACAUUUAGGCUUAUAAAAUUAAUAGUCUGCCUUUUUUAAAAAAACUUUGCACUAAGUUUCCCAGGCCUAGUUUGAGCUUACUUUUUGAAACUUUUCUUGAGUUUGCUGUACACCAAACAUAUUUUUUGUAACUCCCCUCGAGAAACCUGGAAAGGACCAUUACCCUUUAAAUUUAUGGGUCCGUAGAACAUGUAUUUAGAUGUUAUUGUUUGUAUAUCAUCAUGAGGAGGCCAAUUAAAUCCAUUAAGUUAUUUUUUCAAGAACUUAACCUUACAAAGUCCUUCAUCUGGAAAGUCAAUAACUCGCCCAAUGUACCAGUCCAAAUAGUAAUACACAGCACAGUACAGUUCUAGUCUAGGAACAACACUACUUGGAUGAAAUUUUUCAGGCACACUGUUGUCCGAUGAAGAAAAUAAUUCUUCAAGGCGUAAUGGCGAGUCUUCAUCCGUUUCAAUAGUUUCUGGACACCUUGGUAGAAGCUAUUCACUACGAAAGGGUCUGCUCCUCUUACACGUUGGUUGCUCAACUGUUCACCUUUUCUGAUUCUCAGGCAGCGAGAUGCCCCGCGCCGGGGCCAGCGCCCCCAGGAAGCCGGCGGCGAGGAAGCCGGCCGCGAGGAAGCCAGCCAGAGGCCACGUCCUGCCCGAGACGCUGCCGGAGGGGGAGGUGCUGGUGGACACCCGCAAGCGCAGCUGGCGACUGGGGCCUCCCGUCGGCACGGGCGGUUUCGGGGCGGUGUACGCAGCCUCGGAAGUUGCCACAAAUUCUGGUGAUGAGUACGUUAUCAAAAUUGAACCUCAUGGAAAUGGGCCCCUCUUCGUGGAAAUGCACUUCUACAUGAAGUUCUCCAAGCCUGAGGACAUUGCUCAGUGGAAAAAAGACAAGAAGCUCACGUACCUCGGCGUGCCCGAGUUCCACGGCCACGGCUCGCACGAGUUCAACGGGACGAAGUACCGGUUCAUCGUGAUCGACCGGCUGGGGAGGAACGUCCACGCCAUCUUCAAGCAGAGCAAGAAGCUGUCGCCGGUGGCCGGCUUCCAGCUCGGCGUGCAGAUAGUGAACAUCCUGGAGUUCGUCCACUCGCGCGGCUACUGCCACGCGGACAUCAAGGGCGACAACCUGCUGCUGGGCUGGAAGAAGGGCUCGGAGAACCAGGUGUUCCUGGUGGACUUCGGCCUCGCCGAGAUGUGCACCAAGGCCAAGGAGAAGCCGGAUCCCAAGAAGGCCCACAACGGGACCGUCGAGUACACCAGCCGGGAUGCGCACAAGGGCGUUGUCGGGAAGCGAGGUGACUUCGAGAUCCUGGCCUACAACUUGCUGCACUGGAUGUCCGGGAAGCUGCCGUGGGAGAACAGCAUCGCCGACUGCGUCAAGUUGGCAGCGCUGAAGGAAGAGUACAUGAGCGACGUGCCCAAGCUCAUGAAAGCAUGUUUCGGCUCCUCGAAGCCACCAGAUGCGCUUGUGAAGUUUUUCAACUACGUGGUGAAGCUGGAUCACGACGGUGUGGACUACAACAAGUGCAGGUCCAUCUGCGUGGAGGGACUGAAGGCACUCAAGUCGGGCGUGGACCGGCCACUGGACUUGGGCGCGGGCCCCAAGCCCGAGGCGAAGGGCAGGAAGCGUCGCUCCGACGCGGGCAGCAGCGCUGAGCCGUCGCACAAGGUCGUGAAGGAGACGGCCAAGAAGGGUGUCGCCGGCAGGAAGGCGACGGCGUCUCGGAAGACCGCAGCCAAGAGAGCCGCCACGCCCCAGGAGAGCGACUCGCCGGAUACCGCGGAGCAGAACGAGAGUGGUUGUGGCGAGAACUCUGUCAACGGGUACGUGGACGUUCCCGACAGCCCCGACAGUCCGGAACCGCCCCCGAAGCGAGUGACCGCCAAGAGGGGUGUUCGGAACAAAAGGAAGUCUGUGGUGGGGUCUGUCAUCGCCGGCCCCAGCCUCGCACGUAGGAAGUCCUUGGUUCUGAAGAAGAGACGGUCUGUGGUCGCGAGGAAGAUGCCUUCGGCUGGGAAGGUGCUAUCUUGGCGAGAUCUCCCCACGAUAGCCAGCGGCUCCAAGCACGUCGUAAAGGUGGCCAAGAGCAACGAACUCCCCGAUGCUACUACUAAGAAACGGGGCCGCGCUAGGAAGGGGCAGUAGCAGGGAACGCUGCUGUUCAGAACCACGCAAGACUGAUCACUCGUGCAAGUUUGUGAUACAUUUGUAAGACAGUGCUUCCUGUGUAAUUGUUAUGAUGUCGUAAUGUAUUUGGUUUGUGUGUGUUUUAGCUUAAGAAAUGUCAAUGUUGCACGUGCCAUUCUUUUCAAAUGACUGUAUGCAAAUGGUGUUAAGAUUUUUUUAGUACAAAUGGCUUAAUUAAAAAGGAAAAAAAAAUUGGUAUAAUUUUUGUAUUGGCAUGGUUUUGUCAUGAUUUUAUCAUUUAAUUGUUUGAACAUACAUGUUCUAUAAUGUAAAAUUUUUAAUUUAUCUAUAUUUUGAUUUCAGCAAAUUGCAAACAGUGUCUGUUGUCUAAUAAAAGUAUUUUAAGGUCUGUUAGACAUGUGCUAGUCAUCAUCCUUAAAAUGAUACAAGAUUUUUUAGAAAAACAAAAUUUUUCUUCUUUUAAAAUUAGUAGGAUUUUUGUUCUCGCCAUACAAGACUAGCUGAUUGUGAGGAAACAUCAGAAAUAUUUUAAUGUUAGUUUUUUUUGCACCGACUUGAAAAAUAAUCAUAUUGCAACAUUGCAAGAUUUAAUAUUUAAUACAGUUUUUAGUCUUAAAUACCCAAGAUUUUCAGUAUUAAAGUGAAGUAAUUCUUGAGUGAAUAAAACAUUUUUGUCCAAAAUUUGUUUUUCUUGGUUAAUUUUGUGUACAAAGAAGUUUUUAUUCAGUGCUUGGUUUUUUUCAGUAUAAUUAUAUCUUAAAUUAAGCAUCAACUAUUACAAUAUAGCUGUUUAAAAACAUGCAUAUUCCGAUAUUUACAAUUCUGUUCUUGGACGUUAUUUCCGUAUUUAAAAAAAAUGUACAUGGAAUUUAAAUUUUUCUUAUUUUACAAAUGUGAUUACAAUUUUAUUAUUAAAUAAUAAUUAGAGGUGGACGGGAAUAGCAUUUUUACUUCGGGACGGGAUUCGGUCGGGAAAUACAUUAGAUUUUCGGGAUCGGGAUCGGGAGCAAGAGCAGUAAAUUGUCUCUUGUACAGAAAAUUAUAUUUACUUUAUUUACUUUUAAAAUGUGCGUUUUUUUAAGUCUUUUUUUUAAUAAACCAUCCACAUCUAUAGUCCAAAUCAGUGGAAAUGGCACUGCCUAUUUUAGCAUUCAAACUGUUGACAGUUUCUUCGUACAACUCUGGAAUUAUUUUCCUGCUGAAUGUUUUGCUCGAUGGGAGACUGUACAGAGGCUUAACCAAUUUUAAAACAUUUUUUAGGCCUCUUUCAUCAACUAACCAUUUACCUACUUCUUUUGUCAAAGCCUUUUACUUGGGGUGGUCAAUACCCCAGGUGACAAAAUUAGCUAGCUUGGGCUGAUUUGUUUGUACAUCUGAUUUAACUGACUUUUUCUCACUUCUGCUUGAUAAUUUGAAAGAUGUGUAUUUUUCCUGAAGAAUGGCCAACUCAUUUUUUGCCUUCGGAUGUUGUGUUAAGUGUCUGUGCAUACCUGUUAUGGUACCAUAUUCCGUUUUCAGGACAGAAGGACACACAGUACAUUGCACCUUGUUAUUUGGUAAUUUAUUAAAGAACGUCCAAAUAGGCGCAGAAGACACACCUGGUUCACUUUUGCUACUGCCUGGAAUGCCAGGCUCCAUCAUUCACACACGUGUAUAAACUACCCUUUUUUAUUAAAUGAAAUUUACUGGAAAUAAUUAUCUCGUUUACUUUAAAAAUACCACUAAUUUUUAAUUGUUCACUUUCAUUCUUACAUAAUGACCAACCACUAAAAAGUAAAAUCCUCUGAUGUUUAUGAAAGACGUUUAUAAUGGCAAAAACAUGUGAAACCAAGAUGGCGUCUUUAGUUUAUUAGCGUUUCGAAUAUUACGCGUUUGGCAACACUGCUUAUUGUUGCACUUGUUAAUUUUCAAGACAAAUUAUAACCUACAAAUACGGCAAAGACGUUAACUUUCGCCAAACUUAAAAAUAAUAUUCAACAUUGAGUUCUUUAAUUAGUCAGAGAUUUAUUUUCACUAUGUUUAUGAACGAGUGUUGAAUUUACGUUAAUGUUUAUAAUAUGCAAUUUAUUUUUUGUGAUGUC
Messenger RNA from Bacillus rossius redtenbacheri, 4333 nucleotides. RefSeq names its product serine/threonine-protein kinase VRK1 (gene ball). NCBI's taxonomy places the organism in Eukaryota, Metazoa, Arthropoda, Insecta, Phasmatodea, Bacillidae. The record is from RefSeq and is a predicted model, not a curated record. Gene Ontology annotation, molecular function: protein serine/threonine kinase activity; ATP binding. Bases 669 to 2249 code for a protein of 526 amino acids. Gene Ontology annotation, cellular component: nucleus; cytoplasm. Gene Ontology annotation, biological process: peptidyl-serine phosphorylation; signal transduction. The transcript has 9 exons.